Molecule: messenger RNA, 2124 nt
Organism: Ambispora leptoticha
Lineage: Eukaryota; Fungi; Glomeromycota; Glomeromycetes; Archaeosporales; Ambisporaceae
Source: the annotation of a GenBank genome assembly
AUGACUCCUGAGCAUGUUGAAGAACCUUUCGUUGAUACCUUCGAUGUCAUUAUUUUGCUGGUGUCUGUAAUCUGUGGGGCACUUUAUUUUUACCGGGAAAAAUUUUGCGGAAAAACUGAAGUGCCUCCACCUCCACCUAUAACUACACCAAACCGAGGACUUGUCAAGAAGAAGAACAAAGACUUCGUGCAAAAGAUGCGGGAUCAGGAUAAAAAUGUAGUUCUCUUUUAUGGUUCACAAACGGGGACAGCAGAAGAUUAUGCUUCUCGACUAGCAAAAGAAGGUGCACAACGUUUUGGACUUCGAACGAUGACUGUAGAUGUCGAAGAUUGUGAUAUGGAAUUGCUUGAUAAAUUUCCCGAGGAUUGCAUGGCGUUCUUCAUGAUGGCUACUUAUGGUGAAGGUGAGCCAACUGAUGAUGCAGUUGAGUUUUGGGAACUACUUAAUUCAGAGUGUCCCGAAUUCUCACAGGGUGGUGCACCAGAAAGCAAACCACUAUCAAACCUGAGAUAUGUUGUAUUCGCACUGGGUAACAAAACCUACGAGCAUUUUAAUGCGGUUGGACGUUACGUUGACAAAAGAUUAGAGGAAUUGGGCGCACAUAGAGUUUAUAGAAAAGGUGAAGGUGAUGAUGAUGGCAGUUUGGAGGAAGAUUUUCUUGGUUGGAAGGAAGAUAUGUGGAAAGCUGUUUGUGAGGCAAUGAAUGUAGAUCUAAACGCUGUGCAACCUGGGACUCGUAUUCCUACUUAUUCUAUUGAGGAAUUGGAUGUAUAUGAUAAAGCUAAGGUCUUUUAUGGUGAAAUUAACGAAAAAGCAUUUACUUCUAACGGAAUGCAAAAUCCAUAUCCAUCACCUAUUCAACGGACUCGAGAACUCUUUAAUGCUACCGAUAGAAAUUGUGUUCACAUGGAAUUGGAUAUAACAGGAUCAGGAAUAACCUAUCAAUCAGGUGAUCACGUAGCCGUAUGGCCCAUGAAUUCGGAGCAAGAUGUGUAUCGAUUGCUCAAAGUUUUAGGUCUUUGGGAAAAACGGGAUAAAAUUGUCAAAGUAACAAACACAGAUUCAUCGGCCUCAAAGGAACAUCCAUUCCCUGUACCAACAACUUAUGCUACAAUUUUCCGAAAUUAUCUUGAUAUCCAUGCACCCGUAUCGCGACAGUUUAUUGCUACGUUAGCAAAUUACAUACCAAGUCAGGAAGGACGAGCAAAAUUAACCACGUUGGGUGAAGAUAAAGAAGCCUAUAAAAGACAAGUGACGGAUGCUCAUCUAACGCUUGGUGAACUUCUCGAAUCAGUCGCACAAAAUGGUAAAACAUUGGAAGAAGUUCCAUUAGACCUAAUAAUCGAAACUUUGCCAAGACUACAAUGUCGAUAUUAUUCUAUCUCUAGUACACCCAAAGUCUCACCUAAUUCGAUUCACAUAACCGCUACUGUUCUAAGUUACAAGCCAAUUGCCGCACCCACAAAAACUGUAUAUGGAUUAGCCACCAAUUAUUUGCUACAGGUACAUCGUAAACUGGAAAAUAUCAAACAUCCAGAGUCAGCACCAUACUAUCUAUAUUCGGGACCACGGGAGAAAUUCUAUGAUAAGGAAACGAAUACAAUCAAAUUGGCAUUACAUGUUCGACAUACAAACUUCAAAUUACCACGCAAUUUGGAAACACCGGUUAUUAUGGUCGGACCUGGCACCGGGGUUGCGCCAUUCAGAGGAUUUGUGCUGGAGCGAGCGAAAUUCAAAUCUGAGGGUGAAUCAGUUGGCGAUACCGUGUUAUUCUAUGGGUGUAGAAAAGAAAACGAAGAUUUCUUGUAUAAAGAUGAAUUACGACAAGUGUUUGCUCGACUUGGCGAUAGUGGUAAAUUAUUUACCGCAUUUUCGAGAGAGCAGGAACAUAAAGUGUACGUGCAACAUCGUAUCGCAGAAAAUGCAGAAUAUAUAUGGCGUCUACUUUAUGAUCGUGGUGGCUUUUUCUAUGUAUGCGGUGAUGCCAAAAAUAUGGCUCACGAUGUAAACGGCGCGCUAAUACGCAUUGCACAACAGUAUGGAAAUAUGGAUGAAACACGUGCUACCGCUUAUGUGAAAGAUUUAAGAAAUCAAGGAAAAUAUCAAGAAGAUGUUUGGAGCUAA